Triplophysa rosa is the source of this 2218-nucleotide messenger RNA. It is a transcript of the gene fbln5, whose product is annotated as fibulin 5. The record is from RefSeq and is a predicted model, not a curated record. The coding region runs from base 354 to 1769 and encodes 471 amino acids. Gene Ontology annotation, molecular function: calcium ion binding. The transcript is spliced from 11 exons. Lineage: Eukaryota; Metazoa; Chordata; Actinopteri; Cypriniformes; Nemacheilidae.
GUACUCCAGGGGCCCGUUUAUUUGCAUUGCUAAACAAUCCGUGGAGUGGGCCGAGCACGGAGAAAUGGAGCAAGAUCUCUCUUUUUUGUGAACGACCCUCCCCUCACUGUUGGUCAAUGUUCACACACGUUAUUGCCUUUGGUGAACAGGGCGGACGCAACGGGUGACCAACGCCAAGCGUCUCAACAUUCAAGAGAACGCGCGUACGCGGAGGGGGCGGUUUGGGCACGUAGUUUUGCGCUUUGGCUCCCGUAAUCCCGUAAAGGUAGUAAAACCGCAAAAAGCAACUCUUUUCCUGUUGCGUGUGGAUUACGGUCUGGUGGUGUGACGGAACCACAAGGAUCCAAAUAAACAUGUUUUUUGAACUACGUGGCUUGAGUCGGUCGACCAACAAAAGGAUGUUGACAGUUUUAUUAUUUAUGAUAUAUUGCAUUCACUCCGCAAAAAGUCAGACGUGCACAGAUGGAUUUACUUAUGAUCGUCGCGCCAGACAGUGUAUCGAUGUUGAUGAGUGUCGGACGCUGCCAGAUCCGUGCCGGGGUGACAUGCACUGCGUAAAUCAAAACGGUGGAUACCUCUGCAUCCCCCGCGGCUUCUACUCCCAGCCCUAUCCGCGCAACAGUCCACGCUCAUUCUCUGAGCAGUCCUAUCCCGCAGAGACUUACCCCGAUGCAUCUCUGGGAUAUCCAGAAACAUUUGUUCCCAAUCCUCCUCCAGUGGGCCCUGGCCCGAGCUACCCAAUAGUAAGCCGGUCGGCGCCCUGCUUUCUUGGGUACACGGCCGGUGCUGAUGGCACAUGUGUUGAUGUUGAUGAAUGUGAGACCCAGUCACACCAGUGUAACCCGACUCAAGUAUGUAUAAAUACAGCUGGUGGAUACACCUGCUCAUGUACUGAGGGCUACUGGCUGGUUAGUGGACAAUGUCAAGACAUUGAUGAGUGUCGCUAUGGUUACUGCCAGCAGCUGUGUGCUAACCUCCCCGGGUCAUACUCCUGCUCUUGUGGCCCUGGGUACCUCAUCAAUAGCGACAGCAGGACUUGCCAAGAUGUGGAUGAGUGUGAAACAGACAGUUGUACUCACGGCUGUUUGAACACAUACGGUUCAUUCAUGUGCACUUGUGACGAGGGGUUUGAGCUCGCCUCUGAUGGAACAACCUGUAACGAUGUGGACGAGUGCAGUUUCUCAGACUUUCUAUGUCAGUACAGGUGUUUUAACACACCUGGAUCAUACUCCUGUUUGUGUCCACCUGGAUAUUACUUGUAUGAGGAUGGAAGGACCUGUGAAGACCUCAAUGAAUGUGAGUCUGGUAACAACACUUGUACGACAGCACAAGUGUGUUUCAAUUUCCAAGGAGGUUACACAUGUCUGGACCCUCUGAGAUGUGACCAGCCUUACAUAGAGCUCAACGAUAAUCAGUGCAUGUGUUCUGCGGAGAACCCCGCCUGUCGGGAAAGGCCCUUUACUAUCCUAUACAGGCAUAUGGAUUUGUCUUCUGGUCGCAGUGUUCCUGCUGAUAUAUUUCAGAUGCAGGCCACCACACGCUAUCCUGGAGCAUUUUACAUCUUCAAGAUCAAGUCUGGCAAUGAGGGACGGGAGUUUUACAUGCGGCAAACCAGCAAUAUCAGUGCAACCUUGGUUCUCGCCCGACCCAUUAAAGGACCAAAGACGAUUGUUCUUGAUCUAGAGAUGGUUACCGUUAACAACGUCAUCAACUUCCGAGGCAGUUCCAUCAUCCGUCUCACAAUAUUUGUCCCUGAGCAUCCAUUCUGAGAUGUUAACCUCAGACCUCUCUGACCUCUCACCCCUUCAUACCUCCAUCAUGGACUUCUGUUACUGCACUACCCGUCAGGCAGCUGCAUUUUUUCAUCUUUUGUUUCAGUUGUUCCAGACUUCUGUGUGGUCGUCAGUCUCUCUGUUUUCUAGUGCGUCUGAUCCUUGAUAUGGUCAUAAUGCAGGUUUUUGAUUCGGCUGCCUGGUUGUCAUUUUACAGUCACACGCAUGCACCCACUCAUAAGAAUAUUUAUGUUGUGUUUCUUUGACCUUGUGUGUGUUUUUUUUUCCUUGUGUGUUCUUUUUUCCCCAUUAACAAACAUGAAAAUUACGUUUUCUGUAAAGCUGAAUUUGUUUGUUGAUAUUCUCAGUGGCUCUUGUGUCAAGUUUUCUUACUGUGAGCUAAAGAGAGCCUGGUCAGUCAAUAAACACAAAUUUGAUGGCCUGAA